This is a messenger RNA of Chara braunii, 1085 nucleotides long. NCBI's taxonomy places the organism in Eukaryota, Viridiplantae, Streptophyta, Charophyceae, Charales, Characeae. The record is from the annotation of a GenBank genome assembly.
GCGUCCAUUCCUUGCCACACCUCGGGGCUGUGUUCCAGUGCGCCGGGAGUUGAUCAUCCUCGCAAUCGCCAAACACCACCGUUGUCUUCACUUACUCGUCUCUCUCUUCUUUAUCUAUUCGCGGGGUCGUCCGCGACACGCGGCAGACUCACAACGCCUUCAUUUGCGAGACGUGGGAGAGCGAUCGGUAGCGCAUGGCGCCACGCACACAGUACCAAUUCAAAAGGCGAGAGGGCAGAUCCGGCGAAGGCACUGGCGGGCAAACCAGAAGGGGGCACGUCCCGAAGUCCAAAAAGUUGCGUGGGGUUCACGGAUCGGAGGGCGAGAUGGGGGGUGAGGGGGGACAAGACGUGUCGCCCAUGGAUGUCCCUUCCACGGUCAUGCCAACGCUCGGGUUUGGGAGAGACGGUGUCAGCAGGGAGCGGAUGAUUUCACUGACCAACCUUGGUCUUCUUGGGACUUCACGUGGCGGCGGGAGCGGAACCGUGAGUUCUCAAGGGAUUGUCAUCAACGACACGACACCGCAAAGGCCUGUCAGUUCAACGUCAAGGAUCGUUUCCGUUGUUGAACGCACGGAUAAAGGACAAGCCCCUGUGUCCCCCUUACGUGACGUGGAUCUAUCGAACACGUUGAUGGCCGGGGGCUCGUCGAGGGUUGUCGCACCUUCCGCACAAGUAGGAAGCCCCAAUGUCCAUGCCACCGCCACUGCUGCGGGAGAAAUGCGAGAAGAUCGCAGGGUCGAAGUGGCGGGGAGGAAAGAGGAGAGGGAUGAGAUUCCGCGGCCAGACUGCGAGGACGACGAGUCUCUGAACUUGAGGAAGAAACACACUCGUCAGGAGGAAGAGUUGGAGGCGAAAUCCAAACUGUGGGUAGACGGGAAGACGUUUUGGGGAAGCGGACCUGGUUGCAUGAUUGCGGACGUCGUGCAUGACUGCUCGGACUAUUAUUGUGCAAUUGUGAACGGUGACGCAGGCGCCACCGCCCCGCAUGGCGUCAUCAUGCCAGGCCCCGAUGUUCCGCGCGUGCGAAUCGAAGAUCCUGCGCAGUGAGAGCCAGCUCUGCGACGGGCGAGACAGACGGAAACU